Molecule: messenger RNA, 939 nt
Organism: Penicillium argentinense
Lineage: Eukaryota; Fungi; Ascomycota; Eurotiomycetes; Eurotiales; Aspergillaceae
Exons: 4
Coding region: 1-939 (312 amino acids)
Source: RefSeq, a predicted model, not a curated record
AUGGCCGACCGAGUUGUUCGGCCCACCGAUCCUGACGGGCUGGUCCUCGAAGCCUGGGGCCAGGGUUUGAUGGUCGGGAGUCUACUAAUCAUGGCUGCCAUUACUGUCGCCAAUAUGAAGAAACACAUUCUUCUUCACAAAUUGAUCUUCGCUGAGUUGAUUCUUGCGAUGGCACAUGGCACGUUUAUGUUCGCUCAUGAGCCGGCAUAUGGUUGGUACCUCUCUGUCACCGCGAUCGGGCUAAAUGUUUCCUGGGCCUUGCACAACGUGAUUGCGUGGAUGAAGAAUCGGCCUUUUCUGUCGCGGAAUGUUUCGAUGUUCUAUAUCAUCACCGUCAUUCUCUGCUGGCCCUACUGGGUGCUCGAGAUCUAUGCAAACUUCACCUAUUUCAACAACAUCAACAAGAUCUUCCUCAAGACGCGACCGCUUGAACCGCUUUUCCGUGACCCCUGGUGGGUUUUCACAACCAUCUCGCUCUUUUGGACCAUCAAGCGCGAGUACAAUUUCAAACUUUGGGAGUUGAUUUUAGUCAGCCCUCGGUUCGGAGUUAUGCUUAUGGCGAUGUGUCUUUCGAUUGCAUUUAUAGUCGUGGAUACAUGCAGUGUCCUUAACGUCUUUAGGGAGUCAAAGCUGCCUACUGGCGUUGAGCCGUUUUGGGAAAAUAUGCUAACUGUAACAUCGUUUUUCCAGUUAUCUUUCAUUCUCAAAUGCCUCUGCGACACCGUCAUCCUCGACGAUUUCAAAACAGCCCUUGAUCGACUCCGGGCGCAUUGGCUGCGCAAGCAAGCGAAUGGCGAGCUACUAUUCACCAGUCCACGAACCUGUCGGUCGGCACGGCCUCGGGUUUCGGGGCAAAGCGACGAUGUCGAGGUGGGCCGAGAGCGAAAUGCCAAAUAUGCUUCUAUGCCGCGGGCCAUGCAUCGGGAGAGACUUACAUAG